This is a messenger RNA of Bipolaris oryzae ATCC 44560, 1035 nucleotides long. RefSeq lists its product as uncharacterized. Bases 1 to 1035 code for a protein of 344 amino acids. The record is from RefSeq and is a predicted model, not a curated record. Lineage: Eukaryota; Fungi; Ascomycota; Dothideomycetes; Pleosporales; Pleosporaceae. The transcript has a single exon.
AUGGCGGACCAAACGGCUGCAGCAAAGCGAGCUGCGGGGCUGACGAAGCUCUUCAACGCCGUCAUCCAUGGCCAUCGCGAACUCAAGACGGCAUCUGAUGGCGGCCGAUUCCUGGAAGCGCUGUGUGCCCAGGAGGAUGCAUCCAAGUGCGUGGAGUGUUUGGUCGCAGCUCCUGGCGGCUUGGGCGCGGUUGCGAAGGCGUUCCGUUUCUCGGGCGAUGGCGCUUUCCUGAACGGCUUGGCCUCUUCCGUCCUUCUACAUCUCUCCCAACCAUCCGUCAAACAACUUUACGGCGGUCAAUUCCUUGAGCGCGUUCUGGAGGCUAUUGUGCAGCCUCCAACAUUCUGGAACACGCUUGUGCAGGCACAUACUACUGAGCUUCUCUCCGAAGACGGCACGCGCGCCUUUGCGUGGCUGUUGCUCGAGCUGUUACGCAGUCGCUCCAAUGAUAUACCAGAUGUGCGAUCCAUCGCUGAACAAGUCACCAGUGAUAAAUCGCUCAUCGAUUCGGAGUCUCUAGAUGUCCGCAAUCUAGGCCAGAAAAUCAAGCACGUCCUAGAAAGCACAUCUGAUGAUUCUGUCGAUGGCCCCGGUGGCAGGCACGACAACGACAAAGCGGACUACCGCAAGAUCAAGCUAUUGCCAACACCAGAUGAAUUUGUGUCGGACGCGCAGCCGUUUUACAGGCGUGCGGAUGUUGUUGCUUCGGCCGCUCCAGAAGGCCGCAGCCUGAUGCAUCUCGACAAUCAAUUUCGCCUGCUUCGCGAGGAUCUUCUAGGUGAAUUGCGCAACGACUUUCAGAUUGCCAUUGGUAAGAAGAAGGGGCGGCGUAAAGUAAUCCUCGAAAAACUGCAAUAUGCUGGUAUUGACUGCGGUCCGUAUACGAAACACAAACCUUGCUCGUUGAAGCUUCGUUGUCCAAAUGGUAUCCCUCAACUACGCAACCUCAAACACGUACUCGGGCCCAACGGCUGCUGUAGCAGAAUUUCAAUGAAAUUGCCCGUGCUCCGCACGGGCCUAUCACCUCAACGAUAA